Molecule: messenger RNA, 2339 nt
Organism: Xyrichtys novacula (pearly razorfish)
Lineage: Eukaryota; Metazoa; Chordata; Actinopteri; Labriformes; Labridae
Source: the annotation of a GenBank genome assembly
AUGUUUUAUGCCAACAAAUACAUCCAUGAAAUAAACAGUGGUGGCAAUUACGGCUGUAAAAUGCGCAGUUACACCCUGGCUUUGCUCCAGCGUUUGGCACUUCAGGCACCUGUGGUGAAUGAAGCUGCGUGGUGGCGCCCUGACGCACGGGGUGUGUCUUUGGGCGGGGAAGUGCCCACCCACCCCGUCACCUCUCUUCUCUGGUUACUAUAUGAGGAGGCAUCUCUGCGGUCAGGCCCAGCACACACAUCCUCGGUGGUGUUUCUGGUGGUUACUUCAGAUUUGUUUUUUGCCUCCCGAGCCCACGAGCCACAGCGGACUCCAGGAUUUACGCACACGCUGAAGCAGGAUCGUUUUCUUCUCAUUCCGACGGAAAAGCCAGAUCUCAGCAUGCCUCGGUCAUUCCUUGUCAAGAAAUAUUUCUCUAACAAGAAGCCAUACUACAGGGAAAGUCAACUGGAAAGCCAAAAUGGUGAGUGUUUUGAUUCAUUUCUGCAUCUGAUCAGUCACCAGAGCUCACCUUACCCCAAAUGCACAAGUUAAGACAGACAUUUAUGAUAUAAGGGGUCAUCAUUAAGACAGACUCAGAAUUUUAAACAGGCUUAGUAUUUGACUCUUCUUUGUCCAUUCAAGUGACUCCUAACCUGACUUCCCGUCUUCUGUCUCCCCAGCUUUAGUCCCAGAAAGCUUUCCCAGAGCUGAACUUCCAACCCAGCUGAACAGCUCGGCCCUGACCUGUUACCCCACCAACCCUUUCUUCAGCAGCGCAGACACUCUUCCUGCACCUCUAUCCCCUGUCACUCCUGUGUCUCUGUCCCCCUCACCGCUGCACCCCCUGGACCUCAGCAGCUCUCCCUCCAGUAGCAGCGGCGAGGAAGAAGACGACGGUGGACGCACCUCAGAUCCCCCCAGCCCAGAUGUCAUCCAGCACCUCUACCACUGCAUGCACUGCAGCAACAGCUACACCAGCCUCUCCGCUCUGUCCCACCAUCAGAUGUCCCAGCACCCGCACUCCCUCUGUGUCCCCAUGCAGCAGACACCUUCCCUGCUCGCCGACGCCUCCACACGCCCUGCCUUUCACUGCAAACACUGCCCCAAGGAGUACACCAGCCUGGGAGCGCUGAAGAUGCACAUCCGCUCGCACACGCUGCCGUGUGUUUGCCCCACCUGUGGCAAAGCCUUCUCCAGACCAUGGUUGCUCAGAGGACACAUUCGCACACACACAGGUAUGUAUCUAAUCAAUCUCUUGUAAAUUAAACAGCUGUUUGGACCCUGUUGUCAUUGAUAUUCAUUGCUGUGAGUAAAUGUAAUUGCUUAGCAUGACUAAUCCUUAUCUCAGCCUGCUUUAAGUAAAUUAGUGUAGCUCUCUUUGUUAUCUUUUAAUCAUUCAAAAAAGAUGACCCCAGGAUAGACCUUUUGACCUGCUGAUGUGGCAUUUCCUUGCGUCUAACCGUAACUUCUUUUUUUUUCCCCAGGUGAGCGACCCUUCGCAUGCCAACACUGUAACAGAGCCUUUGCUGAUCGCUCCAACCUGCGCGCCCACCUUCAGACCCACUCCGAAGUGAAGAAGUACCAGUGCGGGUCCUGCUCCCGGACAUUCAGCCGCAUGUCUCUGCUUCACAAACACAGCGCAUCAGGAUGUUGCCCUGCCUCGUAGACUUGCAUUCCUCGAACUGCUUCUGUCAGCCAGAUGAAUACAUGCUGGCUUGAAACCCCCCAAAGGGACACUGGAUGGGACAGAAAAGCUGGAGUUCAGACGCUUUUAUAUAAGACUUCUCAAGUGCCUUAAAAAACCUUGAAGCCAUGCAAUGUUCAGAUUUUUUUUAGAGGUUAUAUUAGACUCAGCAACACAUUUUUCUCCUGCAUGUGUUUGUGUAAAUGAGUGUUGUUUGAAGGCAGCUGGACAUGCAGUUAAUUCCCAGGAAACUCCCAUCGGUGCCGGCCGGUCCGGGACUCUGACCAUGUUGCAGCUGCUCAUGUGUGUGUGUCAUUCCUCACCAUACUAUACAUACAUUGCAUGAUGUGUGCAUGAGCAAGUGUGUGUUGUUGGGACAGCUGUCUGAGUACGGUGCGCUGUGGAGGAAGGGUGCUGAGUGACACAUUAGCUGUGACCUCGACAACAGGCCACCCUCCUCAUGCCACUCUCAUUUGUGAGAUGUGAAAGGACCACUUAAACUUGACCAAAAACACAGUUUGCCUUUACUGGUGUAAAUCUCCAGGAUGAUUGAGUAAAAUCAGACUUUUUUUUUUCUGAAAAUAUGCAUUUUUAUGACCUUUUUUAAACAAAUGCUAUCAUUUUGUCUCAGUGCCUAAAUAAAAGCAAUGUUUUUUCAAAUGAA